AUGAGUUCUGAAGAAGAGACCCAAUAAUCGUUGCCAUAUAAGGUGCACAAGUCCACUUUGAAAUGGGCACCAGUGUUCAAUAUGACAAUUCUAUUGUCAAUAGCAAUAAUCUCAUGUUUGAUAAGAGUGUUCUCCGUGAUCAGAUAUGAGUCCAUCAUUCAUGAGUUCGAUCCAUGGUUCAAUUACAGAACAACCCAAUAUUUGGUGAAGGAGGGACCCUAUGCAUUAUGGAAUUGGUACGAUUCAGAAUCUUGGUAUCCCCUUGGUAGAAGCGUUGGAGGCACAGUAUAUCCAGGAUUAAUGAUGACAUCUGGUAUGAUAUAUUGGGUGUUACACAAACUGUCCAUUCCAAUCGACAUCAGGAAUGUCUGUGUCUUCUUGGCACCCAUCUUCUCAGCAUUUACAAGUCUAGCAGCAUAUGGAAUGACAAAAGAGAUAACCAAGAGGUCCGAGGCUGGAUUGUUGUCAGCUCUGUUUGUGGCCAUAGUCCCAUCCUACAUGAGUAGAAGUGUGGCAGGAUCAUACGACAAUGAAGGAGUGUCUAUUUUUGCCCUCGUCUUCACAUUUUACACCUUCCUCAAGACUGUCAACACAGGAUCCAUCCUCUGGGGAGUCUACACAGCCUUAGCCUUUUUCUACAUGGUGGCCUCUUGGGGUGGAUAUGCAUUCAUCAUCAACAUUAUACCUAUUUUUGUGUUGUUUUUGUUAAUAACAGGACGUUCAAAUUCUAGAAUCCAAGUGGCAUACAAUGUUUUCUACAUCUUGGGAACAUUGUUGGCAAUGCAAAUUCCCUUUGUUGGAUUCUAAGCAUUACAUUCCUCAGAACAUAUGGCAUCACAUGCAGUUUUCAUUUUGAUUAACUUCCUUAACUUUUUCAGUUGGAUACGAAACUUUGUGAGCAAAAAAGCCAUCAUAACACUAACGAAAUUCUUAAUAGUCUUUUUAGUGUUCUCCAUUUUGGUCGGAGUUGUCAUCCUAACUCUGGCUGGUAAGACACAAUGGAGUGGCAGAAGUUUGACUCUACUUGAUCCAACCUAUGCAAAGAAAUACAUUCCAAUCAUAGCAUCUGUCUCAGAACAUCAAGCUACUACCUGGUCAUCCUUCUUCUUCGAUUUGCAUUAUUUGAUACUCUUCUCCCCAGUCGGAUUAUACUAUUGCUAUUACAAACCAACUGAAACCAAGAUAUUCGGGGCUCUCUACACAGUCCUUGGAGUCUACUUUGCUUCAGUUAUGGUCAGAUUGCUCUUGGUUCUUGCCCCUGCUGUGAGUAUUAUGGCUGGAAUUGGAAUUAGUUGGGCAUUCAGAAAAUUCGCUAAGUCUGUCAGAUCAUUCAUAUUGCCAAAAAUAGAAAAACCCAAGAAGUACAGAAUCCCUCCUGAGAUAGCCAUUAUCGGCCUAGUAAUAUUAGGAUACUAUUGUUCCAUUUAUGUUCUUCAUGCCAAUUUUGCUGGAUCAGAAGCCUAUGCCUCUCCAUCCAUCAUUCUCUCCAGCAGAGACAGACAAGGAAAUAGAAACAUCAUUGAUGAUUACAGAGAAGCCUACUAUUGGCUCAGAAUGAACACAAGGCCUGAUGACAAGAUUAUGUCCUGGUGGGAUUAUGGCUAUUAAAUUACAGGAAUGUCUAAUCGGACGGUCUUGGUUGAUAAUAACACUUGGAAUAACACACACAUUGCUACUGUUGGUAUGGCAAUGGCUUCAUCUGAAGAAGAUGCCUUUGAAAUCUGUGAAAAAUUGGAUGUGGAUUAUGUAUUGGUGAUCUUUGGUGGUAUCUUGAAUUAUUCAGGCGAUGACAUAAACAAAUUCUUGUGGAUGGUCAGAAUUGGUGGUGGAGUCUAUCCACACAUCAAAGAAGAAGACUAUUAUGGCAAAGGUACUUAUAGAGUAGAUCAAUAUGCAACUGAGACCAUGACCAAUUCACUCAUGUACAGACUCAGUUAUUACCGUUUUGAUGAAGUUCAAACUGCUUAUGGACAACCUAAAGGUUACGACACUGUUAGAUAGGCUGUGAUUGGAGUCAAGGGAUAUAAGUUGAGACAUUUUGAAGAAGCCUUUACUUCAGAAAAUUGGAUUGUACGUAUAUUCAAAAGAAAGCAGAGAGAAAAUAGAGAUGGAGUUGCAUUCACUUCAAAAUCUACCUCAUAAUUUACCAUUCCUAAGGAAUUCAGCCCUGUUACAAAGUUUUCUAAAAAAGCCAACACCAAAUAGAGAUCUACCCUAAGUUUUUAAAAUAAUGAGUGA
Molecule: messenger RNA, 2238 nt
Organism: Paramecium tetraurelia
Lineage: Eukaryota; Ciliophora; Oligohymenophorea; Peniculida; Parameciidae
Exons: 4
Cellular component (GO): membrane
Molecular function (GO): oligosaccharyl transferase activity
Source: RefSeq, a predicted model, not a curated record